AGAAAUAUUUGCAUGAAAUAUAGCAGGCCUCGUUUACAGACGUGUAUGCUAAUUGCACCCAAUGAUGAAGCCUCAAUUUCGGACAGGGGCGGCGCAUCUUUAGCUUUGCAGCUACGUAAAACAAGCGUCCCCAGCUUAACCGUCACCAGCGUAGACAGCUGCAGUCCUGGAAGAAGUGUUUGACAGCUGGAUCGCAGCAUCAGGACAAACAAGGUGAAACUUUAAAAAUUAAGUUUGCAGUGUUAGUUUUUGAGAGCAAAAAUAGUUAUCACAAACUCUGUGACAAGUGUGCGUUUUAGUGUACCGGAGGAAAGGAAAGGAAAUGGCUGAGCUGCCUGCUGAGCGGAUCUUCACCGGACCAGGGGAAGAGAAGUUGAUAAGGUACCAGGGUGAGGCUGCUCCUCAAAGCUCUGAUGGUGUCAGAAAUGCCCCCCACUCUGCCCAGGGCAGCAAGUUACCCCCCACAGGCAGGCCCCUCACCAGAUUCGCACAUUACCAUUUAUUAGCUAUCCUGGGCGAAGGAACCUACGGCGUGGUUGUAAAGUGCAUCAGGCUGAGUGACAUGAACACUGUAGCCGUGAAAAUAGUGAAAAAUGAGUACUUCAGAAAUGGGCUGGUGAACAUGGAGGUGGCUGCCCUGCAGAAGUUAAAAAUGCAUAACUCUCACAAAUACAACUUGGUUCAGUUUAACCGAGUCCUUACCAAUCGGCAACAUGUAUAUCUCGAGUUUGAGCUUUUGGACAAAAGCCUUUUUGAACUUAUGAAAGAGAGACAUUUCCAGCCACUUGGUCUAAAGUCAAUUAGACCCAUCGUCCAGCAGAUCGCGAGAGCUCUUAAUCAUAUGAAGUCUGUAGGAAUAAUACAUGCAGACCUCAAGUUAGAAAAUGUGAUGCUUGUCAACCAUCAGCAGGAGCCUUAUAGAGUCAAAGUGAUCGACUUUAGCCUGGCCUGCGACGUCUCAUCUGCCAAAGUGGGCUCACGCAUUCAGUCCCGUUCAUACCGGUCCCCGGAGAUUAUUCUGGGGGCUCCGUUUACAGAGGCCAUAGAUGUAUGGUCUCUGGGCUGCAUUGCUGCGAAUCUGUUCCUUGGCUCAUUACUCUACCCUGGCAGCAAUGAAUAUGAGGUGAUGAGGCAUAUAGUGGAGACUCAGGGCCAGCCACCAGGCAAACUGCUAGACUGCGGACUAAGGACUGCCUCUUUUUUUUACCUAGAGUUAGACUUCACCACCAACACGUGGAAACUCAAGACACCUGAACAGUUUGCCAGUGAAUCAGGGACUGUGUUCACUGAGAAAAGGAGGAUAAAGCUGACAUCUCUUGAUGACCUCAAGCAUUACUGGGUCAUCCGUCAUCGGAAAUUUGCAGAUAUAGCUGCAGAAAUGUGCGAUCUGCUGAUGUUUGUCGAGAUGCUGAAAGGAAUGCUUGCGCUUGAUCCUGAAAAACGGAUGACACCCAGUCAAGUGCUGGAGCAUGACUUCACAAAAAUGGUGCACAUAACGUGCUUGUACCACUACAGCUCCCAUGUAAAAUCCUGCUUUCAGAAGAUGGCCAUCUGUCAGAUGGUGACUUCAAAUAGUCGUGCAGCUUUGUGUGGGUCUUUGCAGCAAACCUGCUCCCGAACUAGCCAACCUGCCCGGCAAUGUCCUCCUCGCCCUCCAACUGAGCGUGGUACCUCAACGGAGCUCUGCUGCCCUUCCUCCAGCACCAGCAAACCUGCCCGGCAAAGUCCUCCUCACCCUCCAGCUGAGCAUGGCACCUCAACAGAGCCCCACUGCCCUCCCUCCAGCACCAGCCAACCUGCCCAGGAAAAUCAUCCUCACCCUUCAACUGAGCAUGGUACCUCAGCAGAGCCCCACUGCCCUCCCUCCAGCACCAGCCAACCUGCCCUGGAAUUUCAUCCUCACCCUUCAACUGAGCAUGGUACCUCAACGGAGCCCCGCUGCCCUCCCUCCAACCCCAGCCAACCUGCCCAGCAAUGUCCUCCUCUCCCUCCAGCUGAGCAUGGCACCUCAACAGAGCCCCACUGCCCUUCCUCCAGCACCAGCAAACCUGCCCAGGAAAAUCAUCCUCAGCCUUCAGCUGAGCAUGGCACCUCAAUGGAGCCCCACUGCCCUUCCUCCAACACCAGCCAACCUGCCCAGCAAAGUCCUCCUUGCCCUCCAUCUGAGCAUGGCACCUCAACAGAGCCCCACUGCCCUUCCUCCAAUACUAGCAAACCUGCCCAGCAAUGUCCUCCUGAUUGUCCAGCUGAGGGAGGCACCCAAGUGAGGCGUCAUUGUCCGUACUCCAGGACCACAUGCCCUGCCCAGCAAUAUCGUCCUCACCCUCCAGUUGAGCGCCACUGCCUUUACUUCAGAACCACCCGCUCUGGCCAGAAAUAUUGUCCUUGUCUUCCAGCUGUGCACCUCUACCUUUACUUCAGGACCACCCAAUCUGCACUGCAAGGUCAUCUUCACCCUCCAGCUGUCCGCCUCUACCUUUCCUUCAGGACCACCCGCCCUGGCCAGAAAUAUCGUCUUAGCCCUCCAGCAGUGCACCUCUACCUUUACUGCAGGACCACCUGCACUGCACAUCAAUAUCAUCGUCGCCCUCCAGCUCUCCGCCUCUACCUUUACUUCAGGACCACCCAAUCUGCACUGCAAGGUCAUCUUCACCCUCCAGCUGUCCGCCUUUACUUCAGGACCACCCGCCCUGGCCAGAAAUAUUAUCUUCGCCCUCCAGCUGUGCACCUUUACCUUUACUUCAGGAGCACUCGCCCUGCGCAGCGCCUUAACAGAGAGCCACUGUGUACGGAUGAAUACUACUAA
Messenger RNA from Archocentrus centrarchus (flier cichlid), 2806 nucleotides. RefSeq names its product homeodomain-interacting protein kinase 3-like. Lineage: Eukaryota; Metazoa; Chordata; Actinopteri; Cichliformes; Cichlidae. The transcript is spliced from 9 exons. The record is from RefSeq and is a predicted model, not a curated record. Gene Ontology annotation, molecular function: protein tyrosine kinase activity; ATP binding; protein serine/threonine kinase activity. Gene Ontology annotation, cellular component: cytoplasm; nucleus. The coding region runs from base 323 to 2806 and encodes 827 amino acids. Gene Ontology annotation, biological process: peptidyl-serine phosphorylation; peptidyl-threonine phosphorylation.